Molecule: messenger RNA, 26988 nt
Organism: Taeniopygia guttata (zebra finch)
Lineage: Eukaryota; Metazoa; Chordata; Aves; Passeriformes; Estrildidae
Product: alpha-protein kinase 2
Biological process (GO): protein phosphorylation
Molecular function (GO): ATP binding; protein serine/threonine kinase activity
Source: RefSeq, a predicted model, not a curated record
GGCGGGGUCCGGCUGAGGGGAGCGCGCGCGCCGCGCCCUGAGGGGGCACAGCCCUGUUGAGGGGCACCGCGCCCUGUGAGGACGCCGCCCUGAGGGGGCCCAGCUCUGAGGGCCCUGCGCCCCCGGGACAUCCCGUCGUCCUCCUCGGACACCGUGAGGAAACAGUUCAGGUGCGGUUGUACCCCUGUUGAAAUGGGAGUGUUGUGCGAGCGGAAGACCUGCUGCAGCGUCCCCGGGUGGUCCUGAGAAGGCCGAACGUGGCUUUAGAACCGGGGCUGGGGCGUAAACCAGACAAAGCCCACAAGACCUGAGAGCUGUUUCUCUCUCGCUUUGAGGAGAAAAAGCUUUAUCUGACUGCAACCAGUACGACCAUGGAUUCUCUUCCUUUACACAACUUUUCCCAGCCUGCUGCCACUGUCGAAGCGUGCAGCGUAAAGGCACCUUGCGUCCUCAGCAAGGGAGAGGAGGGACUGCUCAGGAAGAGCCUCCCAAGAUGUUCCCCUGAGUGAUCGUUAUCACUGCAGACAGAUGGAUGAUCUGAAGCGAAUUCUCACCUCUCUGGUAUUGCAGCUUGCUCAAAGUGGACUGAAAGUGCCUAAGUAAUUUUACAAACAUUUUUAAUCAGUGAUCAAGCAUUUGGGUAGCUCAGAGAAGUGGCAGAUGCCCCAUCCCUAGAAGUGUUCAAGAUCAGGUUGGAUGGGGCUUGGAGCAACUUGGUCUGGUGGAAGGUGUUUUUGCCCAUGUUGGUGUAGGGCUAUAUGACCCUUAAAGGUCCCUUCCAACCCAAACUGUUCUGAUUUGAAUGUGGCUGCCUCUCAUUUCUUUGACUAUUAGGCUCUUGUAUAAAACAUAAGAUAUUCUUAUUGCUAUUUCUGAAUAAGAGUGGUUGGAAGUGCUAUAUUUACUGCUGAAGACCACAGUUUCCUAUCUGUAUAGAUAACACUGGGAGCAAGAAGUAUUUAGCAUAGUAGGAUCUUGUAACCAGUUUUAGCUGCGUGUCCUUCAAAAUGCUUAAGGAAAAACUUGGCACAAAAGUUGUUUUUCAGCCUCUUCCAGAUCCCUUAAGCUCAGGGCAGUUUGUGCAAUUCAUUCCAGUUUGCCCUGUGUGAGACUUGUCUCCUUGGGUACCAAGAGUGGAAAUACUUUCUUACUGCAGGAUUUGCUUAUUUGCCUUUGAGGGAUGAAGAUCAUAAGGUGAAUUUCUGUGUAGAGAUUAUGAAAAGUCCACUGUCCACUUUUGAUUUCCUCAGCCUGCUUGUUAGGCACUGUGGAUUUUCUCAUGCUCAGCAGAACUUUUGUGUGCCUAACGUCCAGCAAGUAAGAAAUUCCCAACUUGCCUAGAAGAGCAGUUAGGCACGUGCUUCAAAAAACAAGCCAGUGCUUUGUUAUGAAAAGCUAAGGCCAACACUUCCUCUGUCUCAAGGCCAUUAGGAAAUUCCUAUGGACUUCUAUGGCAGUAGGAUGUGCCCUCUCCUCACUGCCAACUCCCUGUCUGGCAGAGGUUUUCCCAGGAAGGGCCAUCUGCUGCAUGUAAUGAAAUCGUCUCUCUUAAAAGUCAAACUGUUCAGUGAUCAGACUCCCUAUCCUGAGAUCACACUCCAAAACACCAGCGAAGCCGUCGGCUGGCUUGCAGCUCCAAACAACGCGCACAAAUUCAGCCUCCUUUGUCUCCAGCAGGGAGGCCCAGCCCAGGACCAGCCUAUCCCAGAACAUCCACAAAGAGCUCAAGGGUGCACAGAACAAGAUCUGCACUUCAUUGAGAGCUAGAAUGACUUUUCUUGAUCCAGAGCCACAUAGAAGGAACAAAACUUGCCCAGAAUUUGUUGUUGUCCUAAAUGAACUCGUGACAGACUUCAGGGUAGAAUGAGCAAAAUGGGAAACAUUUUGCUCAAUGCGAGAGUUUCCCCUGUGAGGGUGAGACUGUGUUGAUUUCAUCUGGUUCUGACUCUUUAAAAAUCAUUCAUUUACUGCUUGAGAAGCUCAGCAAAUCAGUUUUGUCUCCACUUGAGAAAUCCCUCAAGACACUUGCCUAACACAGAAGACAACAUGGAUGUUAAAAAUGUAGUUAAAUCCCAGGCAACUUUUUCCUGCCUGAGGGAUUUGUCAGAGGAUGGUGAUGACCUGCUUAAUUUUAACGGUGUGGUUGAUGUUGCUGCUGGAAGAGCGGAGGGAUACAGCAGCAGACAGGUGCCUUCUCACCCCACAGAUGUUACCACUUGUCACAGAGGCAACUGUUACCUUAACGCUGGAGACUCUGGAUCUCCUCAGUCUCUGGCAGAUGUCCAGGCACGUAAAAGGGCUGGGCUGGGCAGACCUCUAACCAGGAAUUCCCUGCUGGAUGAGCAGGCAGACACUUUCAUAGGUAAUGUCACAGAUUUUGAAAAAGAUGACUCUGAAAAUUCUGCCACUGUUCUGGAGAUUUAUACAGAGAAAGUAACAAGUGUAAAUGAUGACUUUUCUGAUGAUGAUCUGGAGUACUUUGAAUGUUCAGAUGUGCUGACAGUGCAUGAAGAUGAAAUCUGGAAAAAGAAAUUGCAAUUUUUAUUAGAAAGUGAUGAUGAAGAUGAUCUAAAACUGAGUAAGGAUUGUGAUGGGUGUGCUUACUUCCUCAGUGAAAUGCCUUGUGUGUUCCAAGUGUCAGAUAACACUACGCCUAUGGAUACCCCCAUUGGCUUCUGUGAGCAUCAGUCAAAAAUCAAAGGAGUAAACGUAAGAAGAGACCCCUCUAUGUACAGCCAGUCAGCUCCUCAGACAGAGAUGACUCUCACUGUUGGACACCACCGAGAUAAAAGUACCAUUUUGAAAGACAAAGAGGAGAAUCAAGUGCCUGUUGCUUCUGCAGCCACUGGAAAUGAACAUCUCAGAAGUGAAGAAGAGACUAAUGGAAGUGGCCAUCUGGCUGCAAGUUCCUCAAAGGACGAACCAAAGCCCACGGACACUGCUCCUGCACAGGCAGAUUCCUCUGCCAUUGGCAUAGGUACUGCUUGCACAGAUCAGGCUUCGGGGACAAUGACAGAAACCAGCCCCGACGGGGACGUGCUGGGGGAAAGCUCACUGCUGCUGGAGGAGGGGAGAAGGAAUGUGCCAGAGGGAAAUGCACAGCACACUCCCUGUACCUUAACAGAAAGUCUGAGGAGAAACCUUUUCAAGCUGUUAAACCCUAUAGAGCUUUGCAGAUAUGUAAGUACUCUAGGACAGUCUUUCCAGGCUGCAGCAGCAGGUAGGGAAUCCAGAGCUCCGUCUCCCAGUCAGGAAGGCGUCUGUUCAGCACAGAUUCCUGAGGAGGCAGAAAGCAUGCAACUGCAGGCUGGGCUGUGUCCAACAGACGAGGCAGAUAAAGACAGUCACUGGGAAAGGGAAAGGACUCGAGGGCUGUCUGAGCAAAACCAGAUGCCAGAUGAGAACAUCUCGUUUGGGAGUCAAGGUGCUAAUCUUAAAAGCGUUACCCAGAAUUGUGAGAACCUCUGUAUGGAGCCCAGAACAGAAAAGGAAGGCAUCUUCAGGGCUUGUGAGAGUGCAGGAACCAGCCAGCUCUCUGCUGAAAACACGCUGCAAGUAAAGAAUGCAGAUUUACAGACCUCUUCUCUUCACUGUGCUCCUUGUGAAAAGAGAGAAGGUUGUCACCAACAGGUCUUCUCCAGACAAGAAAGUAUUAGGAAUGGCAAAAAGUCAAAGAUUAACAUUUCCCCUUCUCUUCUAUGGGAUAUGGACUCUCUUCCUGAUAAACAGGAAUGCUUGUGUGCUGUUUUCUCUUCUGCAAAGCUGUGUGAUGAGCCAGGGGAGGGAGAGCAGAGGUCUGGGCUUGACACACGUGGUAGCAGUAACCCAGAUAUUCUCUGCAGCCGAUCAGCCAAUGAAGCUGCAUCUGAAGCUAAUCCCAAAUCAGUCCUGGAAUCUGGAGAACCUGAGUGCAAAGGAGAUGCUGAUGUAUCUGCAGUGCAUGACAAGCUGUGGAAACUUCUUCAUGAAGAUGACUCAGACUAUCGAAUUCCAUUUGAAAACAGAGGCAUCCCAAGUUUAGGUACGAGGCUGACAGAUAUCCAAGUCACAGAACUGAAUUUUGUGCAGGAGACCUGUUCUGAUCAUCCUUUGCCAGCGGAUUUGAUAGAAGAACAGGAGCCCAUCACAGAACCAGCUUGUAACCCCAGAACUGAGAAAGCUGACUGCAAUAUUUCUGAUAUCCUCCUGCAGAGAGCUGCAGCAUGUGAGAGUGCAUCCAUAGGAAAUAUUUGUGUUGCACAAGUGGUAGGAACAGAUGGUGUCUAUCUAAAUUCUGGCACUGGGAAUGAGAGGGAAACACCAUCCAUUUGUGUUUCAGCAAGCAGUGUCCUCCUAAGUACCCAAGAGUGCUUGGAGCCAAAUCCAAUGGCCACAGACAGGAAUGGAUCCACUGUGGCUUGGGAAGGGAAGCUUGCUGUUAAUAAUGCUGCCCAAACAUGUGAAGCAGAUUCUUCUCAAAGGUUACAAAAUACUCAGAGUGGUAAUUUAGCAUGUCCCAAAUCUGACAUAUCAGGUAUGUCACAGGAGACAGCUAGACAGUUAUUUCACACUGAAUACAACAUAGCCAUGACAAAUGAGUCUGUACCUGGAGAAGGCUGUCAUUUUACGGACUGCUAUCCAGUGAGAGGAGAACUGGCUUAUUUCCCUGAAAAGGGAGACAUUUUCCCCGGUGAAAAUACCUGUCAGUUUACACAUGCAGAACAGUCUUCUGUUAACACCAUACAUAAAAGUUGUGUAGUAAAUUUACAAGAAAAAGGAAAUCACUCCGGCUUGAGUGCACCAAAUUUCACUAAUUCUGACAGCUACCAUCUUUCAAAACAUAAUGGCUGUCAGGAUUUUCAAAAUGUUUCUGAUGCACAGAUAUACAGUAAUGUAAUGCAAUUGCAUAGUUUAAUUCAGAUUAAUGAAACUGUAAAACAUAAGAAUCUACCCCAAAAUAAAGACCAACUGACUGAAAUAGCAAAACAAGAAGGGGCAGUCCCUCCCCCUUCUGGGGAGCCAUUUUUAAGAGAUUUUUAUCUUGAAGUGUCCAGCUGUGAACCAUGUAAACCAGGAGAAGAACAGAGAGAGAUUUGCAUACCUGGGGAACACAGGGCUGAAGCUUCCUUUGACUCAGGAGUUAGUCAGGUUUCAGAGAGUCAGACUGCAGCUUCCCCUUGUAAUACAGCAGAACAGCAUUCAUUUUUUGUUGACAACACCUUCAGGUCUGAUGAAGGGUUAAAAAUAGAUUCUUCAAAAAACCCCACCUAUGCAGCUGGAAGUGUAACAUCAGCCAGUGUCCUGCUCCCCAGGGAGGCUCAAAGUGAGCACCACAGCACAGCCAGUGGGGAUGAUGGAGGUUCCUGGGAUUGGCUACAUUCCCAACAACUGCUUGGAAACAAAAUCCUGCCCUUCCUCACAACUGUAAGCCACUCAGAGGGCCUUCCCAGUGAAUCUGCAGUGGCGUGUUCUGCCACAAGAAAUGAGGGGAAAACUGUAUCCAUACAAAGUGGAGUUGAAGUAAACGGAAAUUUAACUACAUUGGAAAUUUCCUGCAAGUCAUGGAAGGGUCUGUUCCAGAGGGUCUCUGGAGAAACCAAAGGGGAAGCAGACUUGUGUGAAAAUGAACAUGAGAUUCCAAGAGCUAUUGACUAUAACCCAGAUGAAGCUGAAGCAAAGGCUCCUUUGCACACUUUGACUGGGUCCCAGGCUCUGAAACAGAUUAUGAAUAUUAGCACAGAGCAGUCUUGUCCUAACUUGAUCCCUUCCAGCAAGAUAGCUGAGGCUGAGAAUUCGAUUAAGUCCACAGAGUAUGAUAAAAAGGAGGAAGUCAGGAUAGCAGAGAGUGAAGUAAGUGGUUUAGUUAAUUUGCCACCAGUUGAUUCAGGGAACAACCAGUGUUUUCAAGAGCAACCACCCCACAGAAGAGCUCUGUCAUUCCCUUUGGCACGGACCACACUUGAUCCAUUCCCAGUCAACACAGAAAGUCAAAGAAAUCAGGAAGGGUCAAAAUCCUGCCGGAUACCAGUGGCUGCUUCAGAGCCUGAGCCCAUCAAAUGUAAAGAGGACACAACAAAGAGCGGGCAUGUAGCUGCUGGAGCUAAGAAGAAAUUAUCAUCAGCAACUCUGUCCAAAAAACCCAGGCUGGAGGAGAGGGGAAGUGUCAGCAAGGAUCCCAACUGCGUUAAAAAGUCUGGGAAGAGCGAGGGAGGUGUGGUUCAUAAAGAGGAAAGAAAAGAGCAAAGGAAACUAAUUUUGAAAAAGGAUAGCAAAGCCCCCAGGCUGCUGAAGAAGAUCCAAGCAGAGUUAUUCCCUGACUGCUCUGGAAGUAUUAAGCUGUGCUGUCAGUUUGGUGACAUUCAUGGUGACUCCACCAUUACAUGGACUAAAGAUUCCAAGGUACUGGCUCGGCUGCAGAGAAGUGCCCAGGAUGACACUCCCGUCUCUCUGGAAAUAGCUGAAGCCACUUACCAAGACCAGGGACUGUAUUAUUGCUGCUUGAAUAACAUGUAUGGAAAGGUGACUGCUGAGUUUCAUCUGACUGCUGCAGUAUUGGAACGUCUCUCAAGUUUUCAGAGUUAUGAAGGUGUGGAAGAAAUCGAAUUCAUGCAACUGAUGUUCAGAGAAGAUCCCCUCAGCUCCAGCUACUUUGGUGGGACACUGCAUGGAGCAAUAAUGACAGAGGGGCUGCACUUCGGCGAGGGGAUGCACCGCAGAGCCUUCCGCAGCCGCGUGCUGCAGGGCCUGGCACCCGCCUUUGCCCCUGGCCACCCCUGUGUGCUGAAGGUGCACAGCGCCCUCACCUAUGGCACCAAGAGCAGGGACGAGCUGCUGCAGAAAAACUACACUCUGGCACUGCAGGAAUGCUAUGUCCAAAAUACUGCAAGAGAGUAUGCAAAGUUAUAUGCAGCUGAAGCUGAACCCUUGGAAGGCUUUGGAGAAGUACCAGAAAUCAUUCCGAUUUUUCUUAUUCAUCGCCCUGCUAAUAACAUCCCCUAUGCCACAGUGGAGGAGGAGCUGGUUGGGGAGUUUGUGAAAUACUCUGUCAAGGAUGGCAAGGAAGUGAAUUUCCUGAGAAGAGACUCAGAGGCUGGCCAGAAGUGUUGCACCUUUCAGCACUGGGUGUAUGAGAAGACCAAUGGGAACUUGCUUGUCACUGACCUGCAAGGUGUAGGGAUGAAGUUAACGGAUGUUGGCAUAGCAACCCUGGCCAAAGGAUACAAGGGGUUUAAAGGCAACUGCUCCUUUUCCUUCAUUGAGCAGUUCAGAGCCCUCCACCAGUGCAAUGAGUACUGUGAGAUGCUGGGGCUGAAAUCUCUCCGAACUACUCAUCAAAAAAGAGGAGAACAACAUCCACUAAAAGCAAAAAUCUGCCAAACUCAUCAACAGUAAAGAAAAUGGUGCCCAAGAAGGCAAGAGAACCUAGAGACUUCAUUUAUUCAGAGCACUGAGUCUCACUAUCCCACCUUGUGAAACUACUCUUGAGGACAUGGAGCAGUGACAUGCACCAGUGACCCGAGGGGAUAACUUUAGUCUUUUGCCUUUUGACAUUGUUUUGGAGUCGUCCUGAUGCUGAUGUCAGCAACAAAGGAAAGAGAUGAUCCUGUGCUCCUGGUGCCUGAGAUUUAACACUGGGGCAAGGUUCUGAAAACAAACUAAGCCAUCUUCUGGAUUUCCUUACAGGCUUCUGUGGACUGGUAUUGGAGAAGAAUAUCUCUGUGUCCACAUCCAUGGCCCUGUGGUUCAGCUGCUAUGGAAACAUCAAUAUAUUUAAGAUGCCAAGUACAAGUUUUGCACAGUAUUGCAUAUGCAUAUGCAUGCUGGGUUACUUAGAAGUCAGGAAAGGUGGAGUUUGGAACACACUGAUGAAUAUUAAAGUUACCACUUCCAUUGCAAAUCAGAGCAUAACAUCCUUUGAGCCUAAGUCUUGGACUAUUCAGUGGGAUUUAGGCUUCUCAGUGCACUGCUGGUACCUGGCUUUCUUUAGGCCUUUGGAAGUUCCUACAGAUGAUGCCUAUUCUUUACAAUAGUGUUCAGAAGAAUUUCUGUGAGGAUAUUGUGACUGUUCCCAAAACAGGAGGUUUAGAACAUAAGGCAAGGGGCUUGAGUGUGGUGGGAUGGAAACAAAGCUAAAAGCCUUGGAUAAAUGAUGUUUUAAGUCAGAGGCAAUAGAUUUUUAUCAGAAUUUUGGGAAGUGUUCUGUUCUAAAAAUGCCAUGAGCAUCUCAGCUAAUUAAUACUCCAAAUGUAUGUUGUAGUUUGGUCCCAAAGUCAGAGAUGGAGUUUCACUCUAUUGGCUAAUUGCCUUCAGUUUUAUUGUCCUGGUCAGUUCAAUGAAAAUCACUAGCUGACCUCUCAGAGGUAAACACAGCCCUAUUAAUGCCAAGGAAAUCCACAUUCCUAAUGAUGACAGUAUAGUAUAGUGAUGAUUCCUUAAGAUGUCUGGUGUGCUUUACAGUGGGGAUCUGGAAGUGCAUGUGUGAGAGUAUGGAUUUCUCUCAUAUUCUGGUGCUUUUGCCUCUAAAAGGACUCCUCCUUUUAGAGUCAUCCUGCUGUGCAUGUACCACAGUUGUUUAUUCCUCAGCACAUAGGAAGAUGUACUACCAGAGGUCCCAAAGCUUCCUGACCCGAUGCCUUGUCUGCCAGGAACUAUUUAGUGUGAUAAUGGCGUUUGAUAGAUGGACACAAACACCAUUGUCACACUCCACAGCUCUGGGAGCAGGAAGGUCCUUAGCCUGUGGAAGGAGUGAUGGAGGCACACCGCGGACUUCAGCAGAGGGGGUCUCAAAGACCUGCAAAACAGACACGAGAGCAGGUUUGUGCAUAUUUAUGUAUGGCACACUGGGGUCCUCACAAGGAGGCGGGACACAGGAUCCUGAAUUGGUUUGAGUGAAUAUUGUGUCUCUGCUAGCUGUGGGAACAUAAAAGCUAAGUGGCUUUGAGUGCCCUUACAGACAAGGGAGAUGGACAGUACCUGAGAAAGUAAUCUGUACUGUUCUGGAGGCAAAUUCCUGACAAAAGGGAUGAGUAAUUUCUGCAAGGGCUUGUGUCUUCCUCUAAGUGCUGGAGUCAGCCCAGAAUCAGCAUCAGACUUUUAUAGCUAUGUCAGACCUGAGGCAUCACAAUGCUGGGGAUUACAUUUGAUUUUCAUAUACUUGUUUUUAGCAGCAUUUUUGAGUAGCCCACAUAUAAGACAGUCAAGUUGGGCUGUAUCCUGGUCCCGCUGCCCCUGUGCUAUUCCAUGAUGCUCUUCUGGGACACCUCAGCACUUGUGCAUCAGGGAAUUAAGCUCUAGGGUCCAUAGCUGUGGUGCUCAUCUCUGCACAAGCUGGGUGUUUCAGAGUGUUUCUCUCUGUGUUUAGCCUGCUAGCCAAAUAACAUUUCUGCACCCUCUCAGUGAGUAGAAAACAUCCCGUAAAAGAUUAUGUGGACUAGGGAGUGGAUUAAGAGCACACAAGCAUGCUGCACAGGGAUUUGUAACCCAUGGAAAUUCAGUUAUAUGCCAUCAUCACAUCUGAAUGCUGCAGAGAGGCAGAGAAAACAGAGAAGGAAGAGCACGUGGAGGGGGGAGGUUAUAAACCAAGGCUGGGGUGGACAGCAGUAGCUUUUAUUUUUUGUAAGUACUGAAAAUUGAACUUUCUGGCUCAAAAGAGAAUCCCCUGUGGACUGGUUAGAAGCCUCUUGGGAGGGGAUGCAGUUGUCUUUUUGUGCCAAAAGAUGAGAAUGAGAUAUUUUGCUGAAGUGCUUUUACACUCCCCUCUCAUUUAUUUUUAAGCUCAGAAAUGCAUUCCCAUUUUAUGUACUGGGGAGAAUUUGCUCCCCAUGUGUAGUAAACCCAGACUCUCCAAUAGUCUUCUGGAUCUAGUUCUGCUUUGGCAACAGAGUGUUAAAAAAGUUAAAGCCCUCAAAAGGCUUGUCCUCUGAGAACUCCUCCCUGGGUUUAGCCUUCUCAGCAAUCCCUUUUUGUGAAGGGAGCACAGAGCUCACAGAUCAACCCACUCAAUUCUAUAGCAUCAAAUGUCGAAGUGCCUGCACAGAGGUGAUAUCAAAGUACCCAGAUGAGCUGCUGCCCACCUGUACUGACACACCUGAACCACCAGCCUGCUCUUCACAGUGUAACAGAUCACCCUGUGAUCUAACUUUAUAUUUUACCUGGAUCUUCUUCCCAAUUGUAAUAUAGUUCAACCAGUGUUGAUAGGUCAGGGCAGACUUAGUAGGGCUCUGGAUCGGUUUAAUUCUUGAUUUACAUGUAAUCAAACCUCAGGGGAGGGUUUGUGAUAACUCAGUGCCACAAGCUGGCAGUAGAAACUGGGUUCUGAGUGCCCUUUGCUGGUGGAUAGAACAGCAGAGAAAUGGAGCUUCAGUGUCUGGUUACCAGAUCAGGCUGUUUCAUUUCUCCAGUGUGAUUAUUACAACAGUAAUAAUCUGGCAUUCCCAUCCCUGCCACAAAAACAAUCCUAGAAAUGCUCGGGCAUGGCUGACAUCCAAGGGAUUUUCAUGUCCCACUGGUUCUGUCUGUGUUUUGAGUCUGUAGUGUUGCAGUGGGACAGAGCUGAGCAUUUGAACACACACACAAAGCAGGCAGAUGUGCAGAUCCACAUGUCAGGCUCCUAUGCAGUCCCAGCUAUGAAGGAGACAUCUCUGAAAGAAGGAGACGAGCUGCAACACACCCUGAGCAUCCCAUGGCACUGAUUCUUUGGAAUUAAUGAUGGCAAAAACCCAGUAAUGCCAGAACAUUCUGUCAGUAAGGAUGCAGCUCUAGCCCUGAGGUCCACAGGGCUGGUUUUGGUAAAUGUGCCUAUGCUGCAGCUGGUGACAGUGAGAAAUGAAUGCCAAAGGGACAGACGUGCUGUACCUGGCUUUCUAAUUCACCUCAGUGUUGGUGUCUUCCCUUACCUUUUCUCAUAUGCAUUUUACUCAGCUUUCUCUCUGCAACAGAGAGGAAGGAUCUUGCAAAUUCCUACUAAAGAAGCUCCCUGAGGAAAAGCCUGGCAAUCCUGUGCAGAGCAGGAAAGCCCAGAAAUCCUGACAAAAGGACUUGACUUCACUGCAGAACACAUAAGGAGAAAGCAAGGCAGCUGAUGCCACUGCAAACAGGCAAUUUUUAGUCCCUCAGCUAUGUGGAAGCUUCCAGCAAAUCAACAGUAAUAUUUCCAAGACAAAAUAUCAUGCAAGAAAGAGAAAUGGCACUAGUUUUUAGUACUGCAAGGGGAAAAAAAACCCCAAAGUAAUGGGAAAGUUACAGGGAGAAAACAAAGCAUAAACAUCAGAGAAAAAAAAUCCCCUUUUUGCUUCUCUUCUGCUGGACAUCUGUGUAAAGAACAUCAUUGGGAUGUUCCAAUGCAGAGAGCAUUGUGAAGAACAAAUGGGUUUUCAAGAGGUUUUUUGGAGGUGGGUUACAGAACCUGUCCUUCCCACAUGGCCAGACCUGGAAGCAUUCCUGGUCCCCCAGAAAGUUUCCCCACCACCCCAUUUCUUAAAAACAAUAAACAGGGUGGUUUGCCCUACCCUAACAAAAGCCUCAUCUCUUUCUAAGUGCAGGUAGAGAUCCCUAGGUCCAAGACAUUAAAUCCUGUUAGAUUACACAGUUGAGCCCUGGGCAUGUGUGGAUAUUUCAGUAGGCUGAAGUGCUUAGUGUUGAAAAUCCACCUGCACUAUUUUAUUUUUGUUAUUAUCUUUUAGCAUUUCCUUUCCCUCGCGUGAAUUUUGCUCAGGAAGGCACUUACCAUCAGAGACAACAGCCAAAGGAUCCUCUGGUGUGUUGUUAGGGCUUGGCAGAACUGGGAUUCUCUUGCAGGACAUUUUGCUGACUGUCUGUACUCGAAUCUUUGGAGUCCUCGUUUCUUUUCUGAGUUCACAGCAGUGGGCAGCUGCUGCAAGCCUCUGCUUCCAGUGGACACCUUUCCCUCUCCCUUUAUGGGAUCCUGAGGUUUUAAAGUAAACAAUUCAUUCUUGUUCUGAUAAGUCAUAUUAAAAUAUUGAUCUGGGGGAGGGAGAUGACCCUCGCUGCACUGAGCCAGAGUCACCUUUAGUCAGACUAAAGAAUGGAAAAUGCUCUGAGACCUCAAUUUUCUCUGUUCCUCCAGAGAGCACAUGUUGGGAGGGAAAAAUGCAAAAGAUAAGGGGGUUUCAGCUCUUUGUAUUGCUGAACCCUGAGAUGAAGAGUGUUUACUCUGGCUGCAUAUUAAUUGCUUACUUCUGCCAGUGAGACUGAUUUCGUCAGUUCCUCAGGUCACAGUGCUCAUCUUAUGUUCACUGCUGGGGCUUGCCAAUCUUUUUUCUUUCUUAAAUUCUGAUGUACUGUCUACUUUGCCUGGGAAUUUUCAGAUUUUACUUUCCAGCACUUUUACCUAGGAGGCAGGGGGAAAAGUCUGGCUUCAGUUGAGCCUGUCUGAACACCACUGGCAAACCCAGGAAUGGUACACACCUCCCAGGACCUCAUCCAACAAUAAGACCAUUGCAUAAACCUCCACUUUAGGGCCUAAUGAAUUUCACAUUUUUUUGUGAAGGCUGAAAUGGGAUUUGAACCUGAGAUUUUCUCUGAACGUAAAAUAAAGUCGCAUUUUGGGUAUGAGAACAUUUGCUAGUUAACUAACAGGUGUUUCAUCACUUACUACCAUUACCAGACUUCUGUUCCAUUAGAAUGUUUUGGAACGAAGUAAUAGUUUGGGGGUUUAGGAAGCAAAGUUUUCAAUAUAAAUACUUCACAAAAGUGAGGAAUCAGGUAAUUUUACUGAUUUUGGCUGUCUGUGUCCAUGCAGCAGCAGAAAACCACCAUGAAAUCAAAUUUGGAAAACAUUCUGUGUCUUAUCCUCUCCUUACACCCUCUUUGUUACUAGUUGAUGACACGUCUUUUUUGCUUAAUGCUGCCUUGGACUGCAAAUCUGUCAUGGCAAGAAUAAUCUACUGUUUCCUAAAAUGAUGAUUUCUAAUCCCAGUCCUGUUAUGUAAAUAGUUAUUCCUUAUUUGUGACUCGUACAUGCACACAGUGUAAAGAUGACAAAAAUACUACUUCUACUAGCUCAGAGGUGGCCUUAGUAGUAGAACAAGUUUUGGGAUAAGUAGGUAUCUAAAAAUUACCUGUACAAUUGUAUCAGCAUCCUGUGUGCAAACUCCUUAUGCUACGAUGAAAGUACGGAUGUGCAUUUGAAGUCUACAGAAGGUAUCUGACAAUAUACUUAAUCAGAAAAAGAGGACAAAAGACCUCAUAUUAAAAAGAAAACAACCAACCCAAAACCAAAAUGCCACAUGUUGUCCAAAACUAGUAAAAAAACCUAGAAUUUGCUACUUUUAAUCCCAGCAGAAACACCACUUACUUGGUAUUUGUGGUUGUGUUUCUGGGGGAAAAAAAAGCCAGUUUCCCUCAAAAUGGGGCUCUGCAUCUGUAGGUAAAGCACUGGUCACUCUACAGGGAGCCUGGGGAAAGUCUGGAACUGCAUUGCGACAUCCAGUACUGCUGCAGACUGGUUGGGGUCCAGUUCUCUGAAAUGAAAUGCCGAAGUAUUGGGAAAUUCCUGGAAAAAUAAAAGGAACUGGUUUGUUUAAAUGUUACUAAAGGUGACACAAGGGCAGAUAAUGCAACCUGCGUUGCACAUAGACCAGAGGGACAGAUGGAAGUAUGUACCUAUGACCCCAAGCAAAAUCAUCUAACUUUGAAGUGCAGUCUGUGAGGCUGGCACUGCUUGGAGCAAAGGACUCACUCCUGUGAUCUCCAAAAGUCCCUUCCAGUCUAAAUUAUUUUGUGCUUCCAUUUAAUAUACAGAGUUCCUGGUGACUAAGAUGUCACUAGACAAAGGACACAAUUUGAUCCCUACAAAAGCUCUUUGCUCUCAUUUUUCUUAUAUACAAUGUGUAGGAUAUAUUGAGGGAAAUGGAAAUCACAGGAAUGGUGUCUUUUCUGUGCAGAAACAGUGGAAGAACAGCUUCAAAACUGAAGGAAUAACUGCAGGGGCAAAAAACUGAGAUGUAUCUUUGUGGCUUUACUCCAGCACAUAAUACUCUUCAACUGAUCUGGGGCUGGCUAUUUCAUCUGUGGAAAAAUCCAAACACGGCCCACCACCUGUGGGCAUGACUCCCUUGCCUUAAACUUCCAGACAAAUCCGGGUGAAAGAUUUAGGCCAGAAUCUUUUAUGGAGAAAAAUUACACAUAUCCAACAGUGGAAGUGAAGUUAUCCCGUUGCCUUCUUAAUGUCAGUGACUGUGCUGACUCACACUGCUUUUGGAUAUGGCCAUAUAAUUUUUGAGAGGACAUUGCUACAGGAAUUCUUGGGCUCAGAGUAGACAAAGAUGGUGUUUAUCAGCUUAUCCCAGAGUACUGCAGCAUUCAAAGGGCACAUUUACCAUGACCUCAUGGACAGAGGUAAGGGCUACAAGUGCUGGGACAGCUCAGAUCCCACAGGAAAAAUUCUGUGAUCCUUGUCAGUCAAUGGCCACUGGUUAAAGAUUACCUGUGCUGGUUGCUGCGAUGGCUGGGUAGAGAAAGAUUAACUGAGAGCAGCAGAAAGCUGAGCAAAGGUCUUUAACCUGGAAGCCAUGAUCUCUUCUGAUUUCUGCUGGACAUCAGUAAAUGAAAUUGAUUUGAGUUUCCCAAUCAUCAAACUCAUUACAUCAGCUCUGGAUUGUCCUGGCAUUUCCUGUAACCAUUCACUCUGACAGAGAGGGGUUGGGAAUUACCUUCAGAUUAGGAGAGUAAGGUCUGGCUGCAAUGUACCCCUCAUGACGUUGCUUUUUCCCCAGCAAAAUAGUUGUGGGCAGAAUUUAAGCAGUUAUGCUGUAACCAGAAGACUAACACAAAAAAAACCAGUCCCUCAGGGCGACUCUCCUUCCCCCAGGAGAUCUGCUGGCUCUGCAAGCAGGUGUGCCAGGCACACCAGUGUACGAAGGAUGCCCUAGGGAGGGCAUCCAGCUCUCUUAGUCCUCUGUCCCCUGAGCCGCACAUGAGGAUAAGCAGCUUUAUUAAUUUUUUGUCUUUGCAAGUAAAAAUUCUUUUUCAGUCCACUUCUCAGAACUUGAAGAGACUUUGGUGACCUGAACUCUGUCAGCCCCUAGCGCAGUCCGUGCCCGGGGCUGAGGGUGCCUCUGCUGAGGGGUCCUGUGCCCUGCCCCUGUCCCUGCAUGAGCCCAGCCCCAGCAGCAAGGCCUGGGGGAGGUCUGAGGCAGACUUUGGGGCAGGGUGGACAGAGCUCUUGGUGCCCUUGGCUUGCAGCCAGCAGUAAUUAACUGCUAGUUGUUUUAAUUGCAGCACUGCAGUACAGCCAGGAGCAGUCCCUGUGUGGCUCCCAUGUCGCAGGAGAUGCCUGUCAGCAUCUCACACAGGUGCUAAUCUUGCUCUUUUGAGAAAAGCAAACAAAUCAGCUUGGCCCCUUGAAAAAAUCACAAAGUUUUUAUAGUGGUUUUAUAACUCCAUGCUGAUGUUCUGCCUAGGCCCAGUGGUGACUGGAGGAACUCCCUACAGUUCGUCUGGCCACCAAAAGACUUAAAGUCAGGGCCUAGAAGUAGCCAAGAUAAGGCCAAUUAAACUCAGCUUGGUAUGGGCUGGACUUGGCUUUCCUUUGCUAUAUUCAUCUGCUCCGAAUUCCCCAGUUACAUGGAAAAACAAAAAAAGUGCAACCAUGAUGGCAAUGUUUUGGAGAUAGUGGAGAUUAAGUAACGAAGAAUGAUCCAUCAAGUGUUUUGUGUGACAUUGCAGGCACUUUCCUUGCUAGAUGGAAAUUUCACACAGAUUCCACAUUUAGUCUAACCUGUUUUACCAACUCAUUUAUCACCCUAUGUAGCAUGAAAUUUCAUUUCCCAUGGCUAUUCCAAUCGUGUUUGCCAUGCCUCUGCUGAACUGAAGCCUUUUUCACAAAAUCCUGAUUUCAAUACCUCAGAGAAAGAGUUUUGAAUGAAAAGGACUAAAGUGGGGAGGAAAGUGAGGCAGCAGCUUUUGUGAAAGAGCUGAAGUGCUCUUUUUCCACAAGGAAAAUAUUUGUAGCACUGGUAACUGGAGAAUGCUCCAGAAACUAUUUGCUCCCAGUGGGCAGAGGCCAGUUGCCAGUGGCAGCCCGAGUCCCAGUUACCCGGCCAAGCAUAACUGGGAAGUUUCUGUGUCAAAACUAGGGAAUCCCAGAAUGGUUUGGGUGGGAAGGGACCUUAAAAAUCAUCUCAUUCCACCCUCAUGGGUAGGGAUGCCUUCCACUCUCCCCAGUUGCUCCAAGCUCUGUCCAAUGUGGCCUGGGACACUCCCAGGGAUGGGGCAGCCACAGCUUCUCUGGGCACCCUGUGGCAGGGCCUCAUCACCCUCACAGCUGAGAAUUUCUUCCCAAUAUCCCAUCUAAUCUUGCCCUCUGGAAGUGUGAAACCAUUUGCUGUGUCCUGUGAGUCCAGGCCCUUGUCCCAAGUCCCUCUCCAUCCCUCCUGUGAGCCCCUUAGGUGCUGCAAGGCCCCUGUGUUGCAGGGAAUCUAUGCACAGAAACAGCAGGGGGGUGAAAUAUGGAUCUUGAGCUCAAAAUAAAGUGAGCAUUGGCAAUUCCUGACCUAGCACUGGGAACUGCAACAUUAUGUAUCAAAAGAAUGGAAAGAAGAAUUACUAAUGUACAGGACAGGCUGUAGAAACAGGUGUGGGAAUUACACAGGUGUUCAGGCAUGCUGGAAGUUAAUUAGUCCUGAUUAAGAUCAGGUGUGAGGGUGCCUCAGGGACCUUGUAACGGUUUUUUUAGUCUAAAGUGAUUCUCAGUGUGGCUUUAGAACUGGUUCUGCCAAGUUGGAGAAGCUUACCCAUUGCACUGGAUAUUAAAUUUACUGGAUUACAACAGCUCUGGAGUUCCUGAGACUGCUCUUCUAGACUGCCUGGCGAAACUUAAAACUGACAAGUAAGUGGACUUCUAUUUUUUGUGGUUGGAAUGAGGUGACUGAGGUUCCUGUACUCUGCAAUUAAAAUAGGUGGUGUUGUGCCUUGGCAUGUAUUAGAUUUGGUGAGCUUUACAGAAUGAUUAUCUGUGGGAAAUGUGCUGGAUCAGAAAGAAAUUGCCAGAAAACUUUUUGCCUGCCUGCCAGCAUCUUCAUGCUCUCUGAGGAUAGGUUAAAAAAACAGAAAUAAAACAGGGUGUGGUUAGUGAAUCAGAGGAUGCCUUGUGUUUCAGCCUCGGGAUUAUGAAGGGUGAUGGUGUCUGGAUCCUGGCCACUUCUACCUGUUUCCUGAAGCCUUUUUUUCACAAAAUCCUGAUUUCAAGACCUCAGAGAAAGAGAAGCUGCUAUCUUUUCCCAAUCUGUCCGUGUGGGUAAUCCAAACCAACAGGUUUGAGGGACAGGCUGUGGCUGCUCAGGUGCAGCUGGUCUGUAAUUACUUAGGUUGGUGCAGGUACUGAACAUCACCCUUAGGUGAUCAAAGACAGUUUUGAGUGAAAAGAAGGACUAAAGCGGAGGGGGGGGGGAGGGGGUUUGGUGGUAAAGUGAGGCAGCAGCUUUUGUGAGAGAACAAUUCCUUGUGUUCCAGGGCUUUUUCAAGAUCAGCUCUUGGAAAUCAGUGGGUUUGUACUGUGCUCACUGAGCACAGUGGCACAGAGCUCCCAAAGGUAUUAAGCAGAAGUGUAAUCCCAAAUACUGUGUAAUGGACUAAUCUGAGGUAUUCAUGUGCCCACACUUCAGAAGCCUCCAUGUGAUGUUUGUACCCGGCAUCUACAGCCUCAGUGUGUGAGAAACAGGACCAGUGUGAACACUGGAGUCCCAGUCCCAGGGACAAGAGGCAGCUCUUUCCCUGUUGUGGGAGCCCUUGGCUGGAGCUCUGUGAGCAUGGUUGGAGGGUGGCUGCGGAGUGGCAGCUGUCGGCAGGCAGCCCUCGGGCGGGCUGGCCGCCCCUGAGGCCGCGCCGUGUCUCCAGGCGGUCGCAGGGCGCUCGGGGCCGAGGCAGAGCGGCGGGGCCCAGCGGAGCCCGGAGCUGCCCGCGCCCUGUGGCACCUGCCCCUGGGCACGGAGUGCUCCUGCGGGUAAAGGGCUGGCCACAAAGCUCCAGGGCAUGCUUCUGCUGCCAUGAGAGAACAAAGAACGGCCUCUUCUCUCCCUCGCUGUGAAAACAGUCACUAACCUGGUGUCCGUGUCCGCCUUUGUCCCGCACACCGUGGAGAUGUCACUGGCCAAACGGGGCUGGCCGGGGCUGGGCUGGGCUUAAAAGGACACCGCGUCUUGUUGGGUGGGGAGGGGAGGAGUGCCCAGCUCUGUAAGGAAACAUUAGGAACUGCAUGCAUGACCCGCCUGUGUAAUCACGUACCAGUUUAGCUUACCAGAGUUUGAAAUCUAUUGCCAUAGCCUCACAAGGCUUCCCGGUUACACAAUGUUGUCCUCAGAAUACAGUUGAAGAAAAAUUAUUCUGAGAAUUCUUUUUUUUUUUUUUUUUUUGUGUCUCAUUUCUUAAUGCUUCACAGCGUUAGUAGUAUUGGUGUUUGAGAAAGGAACUAGUUUGCUGGUUAAAUGAAUUUUCUCUCUCUUUUUUUUUUUUUUUUAAUGGAGAAAUGAGAGCCAACUAUGAAAAGUAACCUUUUUUUAAAGAAACUCACAAUAAGGGAGAAUGGAGGAAAAUGCUAUUUGAUUUCCAGCAAAUGGCCACUUUAAACAUAGGUAUUGAUAUUCCUAUUUGGAGAUACUGCUCAGGUGUUUCAGUAAAUUUUUUUUGGACCAAAGGAACCCGCUCUGUCAAUCUGUAUCAGUCUCACCGGGGGUCAUAUGUCACAGCCACUGUAGAGCCUGUUAAUGCUGUAUGGGACCCCCCUUUUGCUGAAUCAUUGGUAUCAGUUUGCUGUGUUUGGGAAAUUUUUUUUUUUUUUUUAAAAGCUAAAACUUUCUAGUGGCUCUAAAACAAAACACUUUCCGGCGUCUUGGAAUUUUUCUGUUGUACUGGAGAACAAUUAAACAAACACAUGCAAUUCUUGUUUUAGUGAUCUCAGUAAAUUAAUUUUUAUUUUCGUUAAAUAGCAGAUAGAAUGUGCCCAUUUAAAGACCAAGAAACAAUUACUUAUUUUCAUGUCCAAGGGAAGACUCUUAAGCUCUUGCAGUCAUUUCAACAUUAUUUGUUUCCAAGGCUUAUUCAGUGAUUCAGAUAUUACUCUCUCUGCUUACCAAGAAAAAACCCCAACUUUAAUUAAUGCUUGCCAGAUUAAUUCUGUAUGAACUGAGUUUAGAACUCACCUGCUGUUCCUAGAAUAAUCCUGGAAACUUGGUUUUCUUCCUCAGAAGUUUAUUAUGACUGGAAAAAACCAGAACACCACAUAUACAAAUCUGAAUCUUUAUCCUCAGAGGGAAGUGAGAGGGGCUGUAGCUGUGGGGUCUGACCACGGGCCAAGCCGGGCUGUGCUUGCUCUGGGCUGGAAGGGACACGGGUGUGUGUGGUGCGGUGACACCUGCCUGCUGGUGGCACAGCUCGUGUGUUCCUAGUGUGCCUGGUGAAAUAAGGUACCAUCUGCCCAUAGCUGGUGUGUUGGAGCUAUUUCACAUAUGUGAACUGGAGUAUGUUAAACAUUAAUCAUUCCUCUCAAGCCUCUGUGGGUGUGGGCCAGGGCUGUGCUUUACCCAGGUCAAUGAACAACGCUCUGGAGCCAUGUUUGAAGCUAAGUGGUUGUGUGGCAAGAUUCUGUGUGUUUCACAAUUCCUAAGUGCUAGUAGAACAUUCCUGAGUGCUAGUGGAAUUUAAAGUCCAAUUUUAAUUUAGGAUUAGUGAGUAACUUAACUAGACAUGAGUACCACACAGCUGUGACAAGCAGUCUGGGAAUUCCUGAAGUUUGUUGAGGAUAAUUUCUCAUCACAAGUGCUCAGAGAGCCAACUAGGAAAGGUGCUCUGCCACAGGGGUUUGUGAAUAGAGGACUCAUGGCAAGAGUGAUGGUUCUGGUCACAGUGACCAUUAAAUGGUUGGAUUUAAAUUUUUUGGUGUAGUUACAAAAAGCAGAGUUGUCGCCCUGGAUUUCAAGAGAACAAAUUUAAGGGAGCAGUUGGCCAUGUCCCCUGAGGAGCUGCCUCAGAGGGCCCUGAGUGCUGGUCAGGUUUGAAUGAAAUGUGAGCAGGAGAGGCAAUGCCAUUCUGGCAAAAGCCAGGCUCUUGGCUCGCUGGAAGCCAGGCCAGGUGCCGCAGGAAGAGGACAGCUGUGGUUUGCCAGCAGAGUGCUUGGGUCUCAAUCCAAGGGCUUGUACUGUUCAACGCUGUUAUCCAGGACCUGGGUGCAGGAGUGCAAGGCACCAGGAGUGAGUUUGCUGAGGAUACUGAAGUGGGAGGUGCUGUGGGCUCAAGGGACCAGAGGCCUUGCAGAGGGAUCUAGAGCGGUGGAACACUGGGCAGUCACCAGUGGCAGGAAAUCUAACAGAAACAGCAGGAGAAUUCCUGGUGGUUUCUGCAGGGCCUGGGUUUCACCCAGUAUGUACUAGUGCAGCACCUACUGUGUGAAUUACAGAAUUUUGCUGAAAAGCAUAAAGAUUAAUGACUGUACCUACUGGGAGCUUGGGAUGGAAUUCUCUCAAAGUCAGGCAGUGGCAGCCACAGGUUUGUGAGAACUGGCUGACUCACCUUUACCCCAAACUGGGAAUUUUUCAUCAAAUUAAGUUUUCCUGAAAUGCAUGAUUUGAUGCAAAUAUUCCAACUCGACUGAAAUUUUCAAAAACAUAAAAAAGCUUCUAUUUAAUUUGUAACUGCAUUUUUAUUUAACUCCUGAAAGCUGGCAUGAGUAUGGCAGUUUGAAUUAAUGUUGAUUUUUAAGUGCUGUUUAAAGUUGUGCUUUUAUUUACAUGAAGUCUUGGGGGUUUCAUGGUUGGUUUUUUUUAAAAGUCAGCUUUAGAAACAUAGUUUGAGCAUAAGAGCAGGAGGAUGCUGAGUGAGGGUUACUAUGUAUUGCUUACGUGUGUUUGCUGAUCCAGCACCUAGUGAAGUAAUGGUGCUGGAUUAAGUACUUUUUUUUUUUUUCCCCAGCACUUUCUAAAGGCACACAGUUAUUUUCAGUACCAGAUAAAUCAUUAUUUUGGUGCUGUGCUACAUGUCUGAACUAUACUGACAGAGAAGUUUCCACAGCUAUGCUAGUAAACUGAGAACGUGUCCUGGCUUCUGUGGGGUGGCCCCCUCUGUGUGUGCAGGGGGUGUAGGAAGGCCUUGGGUUGCCUUGUGCCUCUCCAAGGCUGUUUCCCCAGCAGUCCCUUUCCCUGCUGAAAUGAGCAGACUCCCUACUGCUGAGCUGAAAGGAGCUCAGGAAUGGAUGUGGCACUUUCUUGGUGCCUUUCUGUCGUGGUGCCAGGUGAAAGCUCUGAAAGGUGAUGUUAAGCAAACUGGGAAGGAAUGUUCUGUUAGUGUUGUCAGAGCCAGGCUCGGCUGUGUACUGCUCCCAGUGGCUGCCUGGGGAGGAAAUAGGCUUUUAUCAUCAGAAAGAAAAAUCCCAAACUGGGUACUUGUGCUGAUGCUGAUAGAAGACUGUGUUUGCCACAAGACAAAUGACAACUUGGUAGUAAGAAUAAGGUGAAUUGAGAUGACUUGUGUGCACCACAAACCUGUAUUUGCUUACAAUAAAUGUGUCACUAUAUAGUAGGUAUGUGUUACCAAACCAUGCUUGAUGUGAAUACACCAGAGGCCAGAGAUGGAGGAACUGGCUCUCAGCUGAGUUUCCUGGUGCCUGCAUUCAAGCCAUGAGAGGCACUAGACAGAAAAGCACAAAAUCCAGAGGAAAUGUUGUAUUCUAGGGAAGCAGGGACAGUUUUGUUUUGGUUGUUUUUUGUUUUUUUUUUUUCAUCUAAGUGAGACAUGAAGUAAAAACUUGCUUCCAGGAAUCCACAUUGGUGGAGAGUCAAUUUCUGGUUCAAAUUUGUGCUUAGAAGCAGUGAUUCUGCGUCUCUCUAGUGUUUGUCUCUGCACCGAAGUCCUGAUUAAAUUCUCCAGGUCCUAAAAGCUGCUGACAUCUCGCCAUGAAAGUGUCCUUGCCAAACAGGACAUCAGCAGCUCUGUUGCUCUGGGAAUUUAGAGUACAAAGCAAUCUCAAGGCAGCUGCAUUUUCUUACUGGACAGCAGUUCUUGCCAGUGCUUUCCUGGACCAGGAGGCUGCCAGGCUGGAGUUGUUAUUAGGACCCUUGCACUGCACACAAAACUGCUGCACUCUGGGUGCUCCUGGCACUGAGCUUCUGUCCACGUGUAGGGCAGGAACAUCUGUCACAUCUGGGCUGUUCCUGAGGAACACUGAUUUCUCUUGGGCUGCUUCCCUGGCAUGUAACACCACCUACCUUUUUCUUGGGGAUUUGGACUCCUGGAAUAUUGGCUGAAGUGCAAAUUCUUGCGAUAGGCUUGGCACUGUUGUUACAAACCACAGGCAGAAAGGAGCAAUAGAAAGAUGUUUCCUGCCUUGCUAUCAAAUAGCAAAGUCCCUUAUAAAAGGGGGGGGAAAUGGAAUCGAAUGCUCCUAUUAUUAUCUCUCUCUCUUUUUUUUUUUUUUUAAUCUAUAGGCACAACUGGGCAAUGCUGAGUCCAAAAUGUGUGUGCUGUACCCAGCCAUUGAUAAAACAUAGAAGCACAAAUUAUACUUACAUUAUUAUUACAUAAUUGGAGAUGGUGAACCAGCUGCUUGCUUGCUGAGGAAGAGGAACUGUUCCAAACUUGACAAUUUUCUUAAAAGCUGCUGUUGACAGAAAUAAUGCACUAGGGCAAAGGAAAUUACCGGUGUGGUAGGGAAAAUAUUGUCACUUGUGCAAACAGGUGGCCUUCAGUUCCCUGAACUCUAGGUGGGCUGCAGAGGAAGGUAAUUACUAGACUUACACUAUGUUACUCCACUUCGAAGCAGCUAGAAGUUAUUUAAUGGUUGUGCUCUGUAAAGAACCCCUUAAAACUAGUGUGCUGCACCAGCACACUAAAACAUGUAGAGAUACAGCAGAGAGCUGUGUGCUCAUGGCAUGCAAUUCAUAUUUGCCAAGUAUUGAUCUAGUGUGCAUCUCUUAUCUUUUAGCUGUAGUCCAAGGUUCAAAGUUUACCUUUUGUUUAAAAACUGAUUUCACAGGGAGGUCAUGUCCUUUAGCUAAUCCAGCAGCACUAGAGGUCUGUAAAAUGGAAAUUUGGUUUACCACUACUUGGAGGAAAGCCCUGAAGCCCACAUGGAAAGCCCCUAUGGUAUAGAGGUGUAUCCACUGACAUGGCAGAGAGCCUGGACAAGUGACAAAGUGGAGGAAAUAAUUAGUUGGCUUUGGAAUAUUAUUGUGUUGCCAGACCCAGCCUCAAACUAGGAAAAGAUAAGCCCUGACCAUUUUCUCCUGACCCAGGCACAUCCACAGCCCUUCCCAGGGUACUGGUCACUCAUCCCCACCUUCAUAUUUUCACUGCAAAGAGUUGGCUGAAAUUAUUCCCAAAUAGCUGAAACCCCAAAGCACACUGGGAAAGGCAGUUAUUACUUACCACAAAAUAAAUGGCCACAAUAAAAUGAUAACCUAAUGUAGCAGAAGAUGUUGGUUUUUACUUCUGGUUUUCCUUUAUAAAGUUAUGUGCAUUUGUAUGUAGCAAUCUGUAAACAGGAGUGAGGAAAAUCUCUCUUUAGAGGCAGAAUUAACUGAUUAUGCAUGAAGAAUUUACUCAAAAUUUUAAAACUAAAGCAAGCCCAGAGUAGUUUCUGUCCACAGCAAGUCUGGCACAUUUCAUUUCUAUUUAAGUGACACUGGCCACUCUGGUCAGGACUGUCCCUGUGUCUCAGGCACUGGGGACUGUAGUGACCAGGGCACGGACAGUCUGAAAUCCGAGCAGAUCACUCUGGAUCAGCAAUACGCUGGAGACAACUGGCCACAGGAAUGAGCAGAAACCAUCAGCCUCUGGGACAGGGACUUCAUUUUAAUCAUACAAAUCAUGCCACAUGCACGGAUCCAGCUUCUCAGAUCCUCUUACCACAAAACCCAGUUCUGACCUAGUUCUCCUGUCCUCCACAAAACCCACAGGAAUUUGAAUUUUGGGCUACCUUUACAAAUUGCAUUUCAGCUUUGCUAAAGCAAAUCCCUGCAGGUCCCCGUUUUCCAGAGCACCAGUCCUUACUGAUCUCCAGUUCCUCGGAAAACAUGCCACAAUCCCAAUCUGAGCCAGCGAGAGCCGCAGCCUGGCUGAGCAGAACUCUGGAGAGGUCAGAGCCCUCCCCUGGACUGCUGCACUUGGAGUGAGAUCCAGCUAGAAAUGGAGCUCUGGAAACAGCCUCCAAAAUGUUCUAGGAUCAGACCUUUAAAAUGGCUCCAAAGAGCUCCAGCAUGAGUCCUUGUCCCAGCCCUGGCUCACAGACAUACACACACACACACACACACACACACACACACACACACACGAAGCCAAGGGUCACACAGGCCCUGCUUGCAGAAUUCCUGAUCCAAAUCCCCGCCUUCUGUGCCCAGUGCCGAGGGAAAUCUGACAGACGAAUAAUAAAGGACCUUUUCUGAGAGCAGUCUUCACCUCAGGCCUUCAGGCUUGGCAAGAUUUUGUAGUGACCCAAAUUCAAUUCCUAAAUCUAAAUCUCUGAUAAGUCUUGUUAAAAAGAUACCAGACAGUCACACAGGCCACAGAAUUAAAAGCCUGCAGAAGGAGUAACAGAAGCUUUUCCAUGAAUAACAGAAAUUCCUUUCUUCCCUCAUCAGUCUGGGACUGUGGGACUGAAUCUUUGCCACCAAGACACAAGAGAGUUGUGAUUAACACUUAAAGCCCUCACAUGUUGUUAUUUCUCAGAACUGGGCUGGUGCUGAGCUGCUCCCAUGUGUCUGCAGUGCAAAGAGGACGGGCAAGGCAACAUCCCAGUUCCACCUGGAUAAAUUUCAAGAUGAUAAAAAGUAAUUUCUCUUCUCUCUGACCUAUAGUCCUGUGGGAAAUCCUGCUGAGAACGUGGGGUCUGAGUUGGAAUCGGGGUCAGGGUCAGGCAGCUAAACAGAUGCCUUUCCGUGCCAUUUUCCAUCCCUACCCAAAACAAUGCCACCGUUUUUGGAAGGGCACGCUAAUCUGUGUAGCGGGGCCACCAUCUCUGGUAUGGAGUCAGGAACUUCCACUUUUCUCACCACUCUGGAUUCUGACAGGAGCCACUUCUGGCCAGGCCACCACGUCGGUGUGCUGCCAGGGUGAGAGCUGGCACAGUGCUGGGUGCCAGCCUCGGGCACAGACACAGGAUGUGGGAACGGUGCAGGAAAAGGAGGGAUGGUGCUGGGUGGAGCGGUCAGCCUGUGCUCUUAUUAGUGUCGCAGUGCAGGGCACUGGGACCUGGGUGAAACUCCAGCUCUCCCGCUGUUCAGGGGUGCCAGGUCUGAGGGCUUUUUACCUGUGGCUUUCCAGGACAGCAGCAACAAGAGGAAAUGGGAUUGCCAGAGCUGGGUCCCACCAGCUUGGGCUUCCCUCUGAGGACAGUCUCCAUCCUUCUCUGGAGAAGAGAAUGAAAAAUGGCAAAAAUGAGUAAUAGGGAAAAUUGUGGGAGUAAAUAUUGAGAAAAGCUCCAUGUUAUUAAAUAAAUACUUUGAAGUAAAUUGUGGAAAAGUAGGGGAAUUUUGGGGGACAAAACUCUAAGAAUGAGUAUUUUUGGGUAAAAAAUAAGGUAAGGAAAAUUUGGGUUGUAAAACUGGAGAUAAUCCCUAGAAUAGACGAUUAAUAUUUUCUUGUAAAAAUUAGGAAAUCAGAAGUGGAAAGACAAGGAAAAUGUGGGGAGGAAAAGUGAAAUAAUCCCCAGAGAUUCAGAAAUUAACAUCCUGAGGUAAACUGAGGUCAUCAGUUGUGGACAUGGAGUGAAAAUUUUGGGUGUAGAAAUGGAAUUUUUCUCCAAGAUGGAGAAUGAAAAUUUUGAGGAGAAAAUAGGAUCACUGGUAGUGGACAUGUAGGGAAAUUUUGAGGGUAAAGAGUUAAUCUACAUGGAAUAAGUAGGGGAUGUUUUUGAGGGAAACUGGGGCCAGAGGUGAAAGUCAAUCCAAAGCCAAUCCUGCUUCAACUCUAAAUCUCAGGAUAAAUUCUACAGCCAGUUGAGGGACUAAAAUUUAAUUAAAAUGGAGCCAAGACUAUUAAGAAGGUUUCUGGGAAUCCCAUCCCAGUGUUGUCAUUGAAUUUUUAACAGAUCUUGAGACUUUUGGUGACAAUAAUGCAUUUCUCUGUUGGGAUUGCCAUGGACCAGGUGAAACCUCAGGACUUGUUUUGCUUAUUGCUCCCUGGAAAAGGAUGUUGCACAUUCCGAGCCAUUGGGGAAAUGCUGGAAAGAGCAGGAAUUCUAGGUUAUUGGAGGAGUUCUAUGCAGUUUUGUCAGGUGCCAGCCAGUUCUGAGGGCUGGUUCAAAGGGCUGGUGUGUAAAACAGCAUUAGCAGAAAAGAAGGAACAGCCAUUCCCAUCCCAGCCCUUUCUUGUGAUCACAAAAUUUGCUCAGGAGCUGAGAAUACCAAUAUGCUGAAUGCAAUCCCUAGAUGGGCCAAUCACUUCACAUCAUUUGACUUCAUGAUCCUCGGGCGUCCUUCCAACUCAGACUCUCCUGUCCUCUGGAAAUAAAGAGGUAACAGUUUCCCCUGGCAUUUUAAACCCAGAGGUUUUUCCAUUGGAGAGAGCGAGAAAGUGGGGAGAGGAAGGAGAGCAUCGGGUCUCACGCGGCAGGUGUCGGAUGAGCGGCCCGAGCAGGGUCCCGCUCUCACCCCGGGCGCGGUCGAGAGCGGCGGAGGGGCCGGUUCCUUCCGCCCGCGGCGAUCCAGCCGCGCUCGUCCCGCCGCGUUCUCCGGGGGUGCGGGGGCCUCGGGGGGCCGCGGCGGGCUCGGCAUCCGUGGGGGCUGCGCGGCGGCUCCGUGUCCGCCAGGCGGCGCCCCGCGGGCCGGGAGGCGGCGCUGAGGGAGCGGCGGUGCCGAUGGGGUCCCGGGCGUGGACCUAUUUAGCAUGAGAAGCGAAGACAGGCGGGGACAGGGGUUGAAUAUGCAUAGAAAAAUUGUGUAAUGUAUUGCAUAUGUAACACCUUUGUGAAUAAAGUCGGGGGGCAGACUUCAGCUCGGGGCACAAGAUUUCGGAGAGUUAUCUCACUUGUGCCGAGCGCUCCCAUACAUACCCACUUCAUAACUA